This is a messenger RNA of Paracoccidioides brasiliensis Pb18, 1593 nucleotides long. RefSeq lists its product as uncharacterized. Bases 1 to 1593 code for a protein of 530 amino acids. The record is from RefSeq and is a predicted model, not a curated record. Gene Ontology annotation, biological process: protein sumoylation. The transcript has 7 exons. Gene Ontology annotation, molecular function: SUMO ligase activity; zinc ion binding.
AUGGCGUCGACGGGUCAGGAUACUGCCGAUUUACAACGAGUCAUUGCUAUUGUAAAGUCGUUACUUAAUUCCCAGCUGAAGGAUAUUUUGCGAAGUGAAAAUCUUCCUGUUUCAGGCGUUAAGGUGGUUUUACAAGACCGAAUAAUUGAUCGGCUUGAACGACUCUUUCGAGCAGGACAAACAGACAGAUAUAAUCAGCUGAAGAGAUUUGUUUACGCUACAGCCCAUCUGCAGAUACCGCUAACUCCAACACAACCCUCUCCAACGUAUCAACAACAUCAACCUGCACAAUCCCCGUAUGCGCAGCAAACAGCAGCGUCCCUCUCUGUUCCAAUGACUCCAAGCCAUUCUUUCUCGACCGGUCGACUCAGCUUUAAGGAUAGCCCCUUCUAUUCGAUAAUAGAUCCUCUAACCCCUGUGGUGGAAUGCAAGAUUAGGCAGGAUACUCGGGAUAGUGUGAAUUUAAAAGUAGUUCUCUCGCCUCCAAUUGUAGCCCGGCUACAGAAUGAUCCAUCCUUACGUAUUAUGGUAUAUUGCGCAGUCGAUAGCGGCCUGACUCAAUACACUAAAUGCGACAUUGCAUUCCCUCAUCAAGUCGAGCUGAAAGCGAACCUUGAUGACGUUAAAGCAAAUCUUCGCGGAUUGAAAAACAAGCCGGGCUCCACGCGACCUGCAGACAUCACCAAUUUCAUCCGAAAGAAACCCGGUUAUAUUAACCAUGUUGUUAUGACAUACGCACUUACGCAGAAGAGACACUUUGUAGUUAUAAAUCUCGUUCGAAAACAUUCGGUAGAGCAGUUGGUGAAGCAACUGCAAAGUCGCAAAAUAAUAUCUUCGGAGCAGGUCAUACGUGAAAUGAAAAACAGAGCUGAAGAUGCCGACAUUGUCGCUACUUCUGCUGUGAUGUCACUAAAAUGUCCAUUGUCAACACUUCGAAUAGCUGUUCCGUGCCGGUCGAUGAUCUGUGCCCAUAAUCAGUGCUUCGAUGCGACAUCAUUCCUACAAUUGCAAGAACAAGCCCCCACGUGGACAUGCCCAGUCUGCAACAAGGCCACGAGCUUCGAAUCGCUACAAAUUGAUCAAUACGUGGAUGAUAUCCUGAGAUCAACACCAACUGGUGUUGAUCAAGUCACUCUCGAGCCAGACGGGAAAUGGUAUAUGCAAAAGGACAACGAAAAUUCGACCUUGGGAGGGAACCCUUCUCCCUCUAGCGACGACGGUGACGAUCUCAUCGAAAUCCAAGAUUCACAUCCGGUGACUCUAAAACAGGAACAGACCACCGCACCAUUAACUCUACAAAGAACUCCAUCUGUGCAAUCCCGAGCUGUGUCAUCCGUCCCAUCCGCCUCUCGACCUACCCCAAAUAAUAAUAAACGACCAGCUAGUAAGGUCAUCGAUUUGACUAUAAGCGAUGAUGAAGAUGAACCACCUCCACGUGCGGCAAAACGCCCACACAUCCAAUCCAGCCAAUAUUUGAGAAAUCGACAUUCAGAGUUUGCUGCGCGGACCAGCUUGAGUAAUGGCGGAUAUGCGCUUUCCAGUCAAAGUAACUCCAACUCUCCUGCACCAAGUUCAUUUUAUUAUGACACAUGA